Messenger RNA from Poeciliopsis prolifica (blackstripe livebearer), 1186 nucleotides. Its product is annotated as protein C19orf12 homolog. The transcript is spliced from 3 exons. Bases 125 to 550 code for a protein of 141 amino acids. The record is from RefSeq and is a predicted model, not a curated record. Lineage: Eukaryota; Metazoa; Chordata; Actinopteri; Cyprinodontiformes; Poeciliidae.
UUUGCGGCAUGCAAACUGCACGCGAAAGCUCAAGAAUCAUGUAGAAAUAGAAAGCUUGAUCCAGUUAAAAACACUGAAAAAAAAGCGGUGAAUACAUAAAUACCAGGUUAUUUCCACAGUAAGAAUGGGCCAUCGACUUGACAAUGUGAUGAAGUUGUGUUGUGAGCUGUCUGCCAAUCAGCAGAUCAAGACCACAGUGAAAGGUUCUGGGAAGGGAGCAGCAGCUGCAGGUGGACUCGCUUUCGCUGGAGGCUUAAUGGGGGGUCCCCUCGGUAUUGCUGUGGGUGGUGCAGUGGGUGGUCUCCUUGGCUGCUGGCUGACCAGUGGGCAGUUCAGGCCGCUUCCACAGAUCAUAAUGGAGCUCAGCCCUCAGCAGCAGCAGAAGCUGUAUGAUGACCUCAUGGAGAUCCUGGGAGAUAUUCAGUGGACCGACCUGGCUCAGUUAACUGCUCUGGUGAUGGGCAACUCCAUGCUGAAGCAGCAGGUCACGGCGGCUCUUAUCGGAUACAUCUCUAAGGAGCUCCAGGCUGAGGUGCACUAUGUGGAUUAGUGUCCAUCUAAAAACUGAAUGGGUUGACCCAAAGUCUUACAGGCUCAGAGGAAUGGUACCAUGAAGAAAACUAUGAACUGUUGCUAAGAAUGUAAAAAUACAGCAGUGCCAACACAAUCAUCUUUUGUCAGUAAUAAACCAGUUAGCACUUUGCUAUAAAAACUGUGCUGUAUGUUUUGGGACAAAAAAAAAAUCUACAGUUUUUAUUAUUUAUUAUGCCUUUGUCUGCACUGAAGAGACUAGUCUGGCUUUAAAUGUAAUGGGGAAAUUAUGGCUUGACGAACAUAAUAAUGGGAAACAUCACUAUGUACUCAUGUGUUUAACCAGUUCAUUCAUAUUUUUUUCCUUGGUAGUUAAUAGUUUUUCUAAAUCAUGGAGUCAAUCAUAAAAAUGCCCAUAUCUCAAGAAUACAUUGUCAGGUGCUUCUCAAUAUAUCGCAAUAUUAUUAAAAGACAAAUGGAUUGCAAUGAAAAAGGUAAUGAUGAAUACUCAUUACAUCACACAGGGUGAUGUAUUUCAAGUGUUUUCAGUUGUUUUCUGAUUGGUGAAAAUCUAGAAUUUCAUUUCUGAGGAAAUUAGAACAAAAAAAUAGGACCAGUUUAAAAUAAUUUUUAAUACAGAAAUGAUGUGGACUAC